AAUAAUUUCACCAAAAGUGAACAAAGUAACUCUUCCCAAAACCUCACUCUCUCUUUCUUCUUUCUCCCUUCAUCUCUUUCCAAUGGCUUCCAUCCCCACACUUUCUCCAUCCUUAACCAAAAUCUUCCCUCACUCCACACCUCAUUCCAACUCCAAUCACUGCACUCUUCCUCCCACCUCUCUCUUCGGCACCAGGAUCACCCUCCAACGCGCCACCUCAUCAUCAUGUUCCCUUCCCAAUACCAACUGUCGUGCCACGUCAGCAACGGUGUCGUUUAGCCUCCCCUCCCCGAAACCCCUUUCCAAUGCGCCAGAGAAAACCCCUAAGUGGUCGGCGAGGGCUAUUAAAUCGUUUGCAAUGGCAGAAUUGGAGGCGAGGAAGAUAAAGUUUCCCAACACGGGAACCGAGGCUAUUCUGAUGGGGAUUUUGGUUGAAGGAACAAGUAGAGCUGCUAAAUUCUUAAGAGCCAAUGGAAUUACUCUUUUCAAAGUACGUGACGAAACUUUAAAUCUACUUGGCAAAUCUGACUUGUAUUUUUUCAGCCCUGAACAUCCUCCUUUGACUGAACCAGCCCAGUUAGCCCUUGAAUGGGCUAUUCAGGAGAAACUGAAAUCAGGUGAAGGAGGAGAAAUAAACGUGACACAUAUGCUUCUGGGAAUUUGGUCACAGAAAGAAUCAGCAGGUCAAAUAAUUCUGGCUUCUCUAGGUUUCGAUGAUGAAAAAGCCAAAGAACUUGCUAAAACAGUAAGUCUUAAGUUUUGUUGA
This is a messenger RNA of Vigna radiata var. radiata (mung bean), 766 nucleotides long. Its product is annotated as ATP-dependent Clp protease ATP-binding subunit CLPT1, chloroplastic. The coding region runs from base 83 to 766 and encodes 227 amino acids. The transcript has 5 exons. NCBI's taxonomy places the organism in Eukaryota, Viridiplantae, Streptophyta, Magnoliopsida, Fabales, Fabaceae. The record is from RefSeq and is a predicted model, not a curated record.